This is a messenger RNA of Myxozyma melibiosi, 1821 nucleotides long. RefSeq names its product SWR1-complex protein 4. The transcript is spliced from 6 exons. Gene Ontology annotation, biological process: chromatin remodeling; negative regulation of transcription by RNA polymerase II; DNA repair. Lineage: Eukaryota; Fungi; Ascomycota; Lipomycetes; Lipomycetales; Lipomycetaceae. The record is from RefSeq and is a predicted model, not a curated record. Gene Ontology annotation, molecular function: transcription corepressor activity. Gene Ontology annotation, cellular component: nucleus; Swr1 complex; NuA4 histone acetyltransferase complex. Bases 184 to 1617 code for a protein of 477 amino acids.
CGAUUACAUAAGUUUGGUGUUGAGCCCUAGCCCUAUGUAUGUGACUUUUGGUUUUCAGUCUCCGGGCAGCCUUGCAGGUGUUGUUGGAGUUCAACAAUAAUAUGCUGUGGAUGUUCACGUAGCAUAUUAUAGUUGGUUAUUGGAUAUUUCAUAGCUGUGUGAUUUGCUGCUGACAGUUUUGCAAUGGCUUCAUCCGCCGAUGUGCGGGACAUGCUGGACUUGCCUGAUAGGCAAGAGCCUUCGAGUCGACCGCCCCCCGCGAAGCGCACCAAGACAGAGGGCAAGAGGUUUGAUGGAAUGAACAGAGAGCUUCAGAAUUUACUGGGAGACAAUACACCAGCCGUGACAGUCAUCGAGAACAGAUUCAAGGCAAAACCAAAUUGGAAACUAAAGCCUACACCUUGGGUGUGGUCGAAGUUCAAGAAUUCAGCCAGGAGCGAUGAUCUAGAAUUUAGUCAUUGGGUGCGCGGCACACCAUCAGAAGAUGACUAUGUGUUUGCAAAGUUCAACAUGCCCGUCGACGUGCCGACGUAUACCGAGCAGGAAUAUGAGAAAUGCUUAGCAGAUACGGCCUGGACUCCUCGUGAAACUGCAUAUUUGUUUGAUCUGUGUCGGGAGUAUGAUUUGCGAUGGCUAGUGAUACAAGAUCGCUACGAGUAUCAGCCCGAAGAGAAAGAGCCACCGUCGAUAAGAACCCUGGAAGACUUGAAAGAACGAUACUACUUUUGUUGCCGCAAGCUGAUGGAUUUGAGACGCGAGGAAGGUACGAUGGAAUGGACACCGCGGGAACUGGAGCUUUACAAUGCUAUGAGUUUCAAUAAGGAUAAGGAAAUGGCUCGGAAGCAGUACUUGGAGAGAUUACUGAGCAGAUCACCAGCUGAGGUUGCCGAAGAAGAGAGACUGAUACUUGAGUACCGGAAGUUGCAGGAGUCGUCGAAGAAGUUGGUACAGGAGAGACAGGACCUCUUGCAUCUGCUAGAGUCACCGCAGACGUCGUCUUCGUUCGCGCAGUUCCAGUCUAGUCAGGGCUUGUCUCAGCUCGCGGCUAAUAUUCUUGCAAAUGACAAGAACCGGAGGAGAAAGGCAGUACCAGAAUCUGCGGAAGCGGCGGCCCAGCAACCGGCAACACAGAAAGGCGCGCCGGGACACGGCAGUGCACAUGGGAACGCAGGAGGACAUGGACAGCAGCCGGCGCACGCACACGAUGCAAAGGCAUCGUCAUCGACUCAGCACAAUUCGCCUGCGGCUGCUACUACGAAGGUAUCGAAGGCGGAUCUUGUGCAGUCUGCUACGGCUAAGAAGGUGGCCAAGAGAGUGGCUCCGGGUGAAGAACAUCUAUAUGGAAUUUCGUAUCACGACCGGCUAACGCAAGGCGUGUUCCUGCGGUCGUCGAGAGUGAGCACGCUGAAGCACACGGUGCAAGCCAAGGUGCAGUCAGUGCUUGCCGAGCUCUCGAUCUCGUCUAAGCUGGCUAUGCCUACGGCGAAGGUGUGCGAGCGCUACGACGCGUUGCAGCAGCAGAUUACGGUGCUGCUGGACGCGAAGAAGCAGGCGGACAAGCUCGAGGCGGAGGUGAAGGUGCUGCGGGCGCAGAAGGGGGGUGGCCAGGCCGAGUAGCUACGGUAUUGGAGAAUGAUUUGUUAUAAACAUGUUUAUGGCAUUAGUCAUUGCACGUAAGAAGUUCGUAAUGAAGAUGACGCAUUGUCGCCACAGUGGUUGGGGGGGCGCAGGCGGUGUUUGCGCAGAUGUGCCGCAGUCUGCGUUAAGCUGGGUAUAAAAACACAGCAAAUGCUUAAUAAAGAAGAGGUGCUCUGGGCCCCG